AUGGCAGAGCAACUUGCUGAUAUUCUGAAACAAAUUCAGAAUCAAAAUCAUCAAGAAAAUCUUGCAAUACAGAAUCUUAUCGCAAAAUUGUUUAAAGAAGGAAAAUCAGAAGUAGCGGAGCAUUCAUCGUCAACAUCCAAGCCAACAGAAUCAGAAUUCAUAAUUGAAGCACUUGCAUCAAACAUCACAGAAUUUUGUCACGAUCCAGAAAAUAACAUUAUAUUUGACACUUGGUACAUGCGGUACGAAGAUCUGUUUCUAAUCGAUGCUGCAAAAUUGGAUGAUGCCGCAAAAACACGAUUGCUUUUACGUAAAUUGAACACCAUUGUUCAUAAUAAAUACAUCAAUUAUAUUCUACCAAACCAUAGUCGUGAUUUUACUUUUAAAGACACAGUAGAAAAACUCAAGAAACUUUUUGGAAAUCAGAUUUCACUAUUCAAUACUAGAUUCAAUUGCUUACAGAUAACAAAGCAGCCCACACAAGAUUUCGUUACAUAUGCGAGCAUGGUUAAUAAGCAAUGUGAAUUAUUCAAACUGAAUGAUUUAACUACAGAUCAAUUUAAGUGUCUAAUAUUCAUUAUGGGGUUAAAGUCACCAUCAGAAUUUGAAUUACGCACAAAAAUGUUAAAUAAAUUGGAAAAUGAAAGCACGAAAGUCACGUUGGAGACCUUAUCAACAGAAUGCCAAAAGAUACUAAAUUUAAAAGUCGAUACAAUGCUCAUAGAAAGCAAUGCACAGGUAAAUCGUUUACGUGUCAAUAACCAUAAAACUGAAAAACAAAUCAAAAAUAAUGGCAAGUCAAAAGAACCUUCAAGUUUACCGAAAACACCUUGUUGGUUUUGUGGUGAAUUUCAUUACUCGCGGCACUGUCCAUUCAAAAAUCACAAAUGCGACAGAUGCAAACUUGUCGGGCAUAAAGAAGGAUAUUGCAAAUACCGAAAAACUCAAAAUGAAAAUCAAAAAUACCAUAAAAUUGAUAAGGGCCGUCAAUUCAAUUCAAAAAGCAUCUUUACUACAAACAAAGUCAAUAUGAUUAAACGCAAAUACAUAUUAGUCAAAAUUAAUGGCACACCAUUAAAUUUGCAACUUGACACAGCAUCAGAUAUAACAAUAAUUUCUGAAGACAAUUUCAAAAAAAUCAAAGCCGAUAAUGUUAGCGAAUCAGAACAUACAGCACGCAGCGCAACAGAUGAGUUACCAUUGUCAGCAAAAUUCAAAUGCAACGUAGAAUUUCGAAAUCAACAGCAAAGUUUAACUUGUUUUGUUACUCCUAUACAAAAUCUCAACGUAAUGGGUUUAGAUUGGAUACAAGAAUUGAACUUAUGUAAUAUGUCAAUCAAUUCUAUUUGUAAUAGUAUUUGUGAAAAUCAGGAUAGUAUUCAAUUGUGUUCAAAUCCCAAUAAAGAUACUCACCUGAAACAUUUUUUUUCAGAUGUAUUCGAUGGCAAAAUGGGGUUAUGCACUAAAACAAAAGCAGUAAUCACAACGAAACCAAACGUUCAGCCAGUAUUUAGGUCAAAGCGUCCAGUUGCAUAUGCGGUACAACAACUAGUUGAAGAUGAACUCAAAAGACUCCAAGAAUUAAAGGUUAUUUCACCAGUAAACUUCUCCGCAUGGGCAGCACCUAUAGUUGUUGUGAAAAAAACAAACGGAAACGUACGCAUAUGUGCUGAUUUCUCAACUGGUCUAAACAACUGCCUCGAAUCACAUCAAUACCCAUUACCAUUACCAGAAGAUAUAUUCUCAAAAUUGGCAAAUUCAAAAAUAUUUAGCCAUAUAGAUUUAUCGGAUGCAUUCUUACAAAUCGAGGUUGAUGACGCAUCGAAACAUCUACUAACAAUAAAUACACACAUCAGGCUAUUCCAGUACAACAGAAUGGUUUUUGGAAUAAAAACAUUUCCAGCAAUUUUUCAACAAAUUAUGGACCAAAUGUUAGCAGGACUAAAUUGCACUGCAUCAUAUAUUGAUGACAUAUUUGUUUCCGGUAAAACAGCAUCUGAACAUACAGACAAUUUAUAUGCAGUUCUUACAAGGGUACGUGAUUAUGGGUUUAAAUUAAAAUACGAAAAAUGUAAUUUCUUUAAAACUGAAAUUAAGUAUUUAGGGUACAUCAUUAAUCAAGAAGGGUUAAAACCUGAUCCAGAACGUAUUGCCGCUAUCAAGCAAAUGCCAGAACCAUCAAAUAUUACAGAAUUACGUUCUUUUCUUGGCGCAAUAAAUUUUUACGGGAAAUUUGUUCCGAAGAUGCGUGAGUUAAGAGGACAACUUGAUAAUUUACUUAAGUUAAAUGUAAAAUGGAAAUGGGACGCGAAGCUAAUUGUAGCUGCUGACGCAUCAAACUAUGGGUUAGGCGCAUGCAUCAUGCAUGAAUAUUCAGAUAGAUCCAUUAAACCUAUUUGCCAUGCUUCACGUUCUCUCACUCCGGCAGAACAAAAAUAUAGCCAGAUAGAAAAAGAAGGACUUGCACUCAUAUUUGCAGUUACCAAAUUUCAUAAAAUGUUGUAUGGAAGAAGAUUUAUAUUGCAUACCGACCAUAAGCCUUUACUGACUAUUUUCGGUAGAAAAACAGGCAUUGCUAUACGUCAAGCAAAUCGUCUUCAAAGAUGGGCAAUUCAGCUUUUAGCAUACGAUUUUGAAAUAAGAUUCAUUUCAACAAACAGUUUCGGAUACGCUGAUGUAUUAUCUAGACUUAUAAACAACAACGAAAAUAUUUCUGAAAAUUACGUUGUAGCAUCAAUCAAAUUAGAAAGAAGUGUAAAUUCAAUUAUAGUUAACACUAUAAAUGCUUUACCAGUAACACAUAAAAUGAUCACAUAUGAAACAGCAAAAGAUCCAAUUCUAAAACAAAUAAUAUAUUAUAUUACAAAUGGUUGGCCUAACAAAACAAUAAAUAAUAGAGAAUUACAAGCAUUUUUACACAGGAAAAAUGAGUUAUCAUUAAUAAAUGAAUGUGUUGUGUACGGUGAACGUAUUGUUGUCCCACAAGUCUACAAAAAACGUGUACUUAAACAAUUACAUCGUGGUUAUCAAGGUAUUGAGCGUACCAAGGCAUUAGCACGGAGUUUUGUAUAUUGGCCAAACAUUGAUACUGAUAUAAAAACAUUUAUUCAAAAUUGCAAUCAAUGUGCAAAUGCAGCAAAGAUGCCUACGAAAACAUUACUUCAUUCUUGGCCCACACCAAGCGAACAGUGGGAGCGGGUGCAUAUAGACUUUGCUUGA
Teleopsis dalmanni is the source of this 3219-nucleotide messenger RNA. RefSeq lists its product as uncharacterized. The record is from RefSeq and is a predicted model, not a curated record. NCBI's taxonomy places the organism in Eukaryota, Metazoa, Arthropoda, Insecta, Diptera, Diopsidae. The transcript is spliced from 2 exons. Bases 1 to 3219 code for a protein of 1072 amino acids.